Messenger RNA from Odobenus rosmarus divergens (Pacific walrus), 1547 nucleotides. RefSeq names its product MPN domain containing (gene MPND). The transcript has 12 exons. Gene Ontology annotation, cellular component: BRISC complex; BRCA1-A complex. Gene Ontology annotation, molecular function: metallopeptidase activity; polyubiquitin modification-dependent protein binding. The record is from RefSeq and is a predicted model, not a curated record. Lineage: Eukaryota; Metazoa; Chordata; Mammalia; Carnivora; Odobenidae. Gene Ontology annotation, biological process: double-strand break repair. Bases 8 to 1432 code for a protein of 474 amino acids.
AGCGGCCAUGGCAGCUCCGGAGCCGCUGUCCCCGGCGGGCGGCGCGGGCGAGGAGGCGCCGGACGAGGAUGAGGACGAGGCGGAGGCGGAGGACCCCGAGCGGCCGGCUGGAGCUGGCAGCGCGCGCAGCGGAGGCGUCGGUGGCGGCGGCGGCGGCGGCGGCGGCGGAGGAGGAGGAGGAGGAGGCUGCGGGGCCGCGGGCUGCGGCGGGCCGGGGGGCGCUCUCACCAGGCGCGCGGUCACGCUGAGGGUGCUCCUCAAAGACGCGCUGUUGGAGCCGGGCGCCGGGGUGCUGUCCAUCUACUACCUGGGGAAGAAGUUCAUGGGGGACCUGCAACCCGACGGGAGGAUCGUGUGGCAGGAAACAGGGCAGGUGUUCAACUCACCCAGCGCCUGGGCCACCCACUGCAAAAAGCUGGUGAACCCGGCCAAGAAGUCCGGCUGUGGCUGGGCCUCUGUCAAGUACAAGGGCCAGAAACUGGACAAGUACAAGGCAGCCUGGCUCCGGCGACACCAGCUCCACAUUCCCACCGCUGCUGCCGAUGAGAGCCCGCCUAGCGAAGGGGAGGAGGAGGAGCUGUUGAUGGAGGAAGAAGAGGAGGACGUUCUGGCAGGGGUCUCCACAGAGGACAAGAGUCGGAGACCACCUGCGAAGGGACCCUUGGAGCCUGCCCACCCAGAGGCCGUGCCCCCCGGGAAGCGGGUGGAAAACAAGAUCCGGGUGCCUGUGCGUUACUGCAUGUUGGGGAGUCGCGACUCUGCCAGGAACCCCCACACCCUGGUGGAAGUAACAUCCUUCGCUGCCAUCAACAAGUUCCAGCCGUUCAACGUGGCCAUCUCCAGCAACGUGCUGUUCCUGCUGGACUUCCACAGCCACCUGACUUGCAGCGAGGUCGUGGGGUACCUGGGGGGCCGCUGGGACAUCAACAGCCAGAUGCUCACGGUGCUGAGAGCCUUCCCCUGUCGGAGCCGGCUGGGGGACGCGGAUAUGGCCGCCACCAUGGAAGAGGAAAUCUACCAGAGCCUGCUCCUGCGGGGCCUGUCCCUGGUGGGCUGGUACCACAGCCACCCGCACAGCCCCGCGCUGCCAUCGCUGCAGGACAUCGACUCGCAGAUGGACUACCAGCUGCGCCUGCAAGGCUCCAGCAAUGGCUUCCAGCCCUGCCUCGCCCUGCUCUGCUCCCCUUACUACUCUGGCAAUCCCGGCCCGGAGUCCAAGAUCUCACCCUUCUGGGUGAUGCCGCCCCCUGAGAUGCUGCUGGUGGAGUUCUACAAGGGCGCCCCGGACCUCGUGAGGUUCCAGGAGCCCUGGAGCCAGGAGCACACGUACCUCGACAAGCUGAAGAUCUCCCUGGCCAGCAGGACACCCAAGGACCAGGGCCUGUGCCACGUGCUGGAGCAGGUCUACAGCCUUCUUAAACAAGGGAGCUGAGGCACCACCACCUCCGAGGGCCUCUCGGGCAGACUGAACCCCCAGUGGUUCCGGCUGAGGGGGAAUGGGUCUGGGGGCUUUGUUUGUGGCACAGAUAAUAAAGGGGACAAGCAAA